AUGCUUAUCAAGAAUCUCUUGUUGAGUGGAUUACUUAUAAACAAGAUCAAAAUAAGUCAAGCAGUAGAUUUAUCAAAUGGUGUUAUCACCAUCAAUAUAGAUGAUGAUUUUGAUGACAGUAGUAUUCAAGAUCAAAUUUUUACAAACAAUGUUGGAAAAGUUAACGUUGGAAGUAGUGUUACGAAAUUAAGAUACUUCUCUGGUAUUGAAAUGAUAAAAACGUUUAAUAUUCAGUCACAAAACGUAAAUAAGAUACCAGAUCACUACUUUUAUGGAUCAAGGAAUAUCGAAACAGUUACAUUUGUCAAUAAUAUUGUGAUUGGCGUUUCAUGUUUUGAACAAUCAACUAUUAAAAAUAUCGAUUUUUCAAAAGUUACAGAAAUACAGUCAAAUGCAUUCAGAUAUUGUUACAAUAUCAAAUCAAUUAACUUAUUACAAUCGAUCACUCUUAAUAUUUAUUCAUUUGCAUAUAGUGAUUUAGAAUCUGUUAUUUUACCGGAUUCAAUUUCACUAGAACCGUUUUGUUUUUAUUCAUGUACAAACUUAACAUCAAUUGAGUUUAAAGGUAGUUGUACUAUUGGUCAUUAUGCAUUUGCUGAUUGUUUCAAAUUGUCAAAUGUUACUCCAAGUCUUGAAUCAAUUGAAUCAUUCGGAUCAUUUUCAUUCCGAGGAUGUUCAAUAAAGAAUGUUAGACUUGGUCAAUGUGAAUUAAAUAUCGGAGUUUUCCAAAAUUCGAAGAUUGAAACAGUUGAUGCUAUUGACAUCAAAUUCACAUCUAAAGAAUUUAGAGGAUGUCGAAAGCUUCGAUACGUAAAUAUAUCAGGAAAAUUCAUUACUAGUACUGAUAAUAGAUAUGAUCGUCCUCCUGAAUAUUUUGAAUAUUAUGCACUAAAUGAAAUGGAUGAUAUAUUACGCAGUUAUCAUACUAUUUAUCAAGCUUUUGGAAACUAUGAAUUCCAACAUGCUUUAUUAUUUGAAGAUUGCAUUUCAUUGGAAGUUUUCAAAGCAAAUAACAUGCCGGAAGUGAUAGAUUCAUGUUUCAGAAAUUGUUUGAAGCUCAAAGAGAUUUCAAUAAAUGCGCAUAUUCUCAGUCCAUGGGCAUUCAUGAAUUGUGUUUCUUUGGAAUCAAUCAAUAUAGCAAGCGUUGAUUCAAUUGGAGAUGGAUGUUUUGGAUGA
Messenger RNA from Trichomonas vaginalis G3, 1176 nucleotides. RefSeq names its product antigen BSP-related family. The coding region runs from base 1 to 1176 and encodes 391 amino acids. The transcript has a single exon. The record is from RefSeq and is a predicted model, not a curated record. NCBI's taxonomy places the organism in Eukaryota, Parabasalia, Trichomonadida, Trichomonadidae.